AUGAACGGAAGUACCAAAAAGUAUCUCCCGGAUUUACCGAUCACUUUUGUCAGCAGAAAACGGACCCUCGAAACCGAAGAUGCGAGCUCUUCUGCCACCCGUCAGCAACCCAAACGCCUUGCCAGAGGUGACUCGGUUAUCACGGAGGCCACCAGUAAUCUUAGGCUCAGUUCCAGUUCUAGUGACUUAGACAACCUCCCUUCUUCGGCAUCUUUGUUCAAAACACGGGAUAUAGAAGAACUGAGAGUGAGCUUUGAACCCGCUUCAGCUGAGAACGUUGUUAUACCCGAUGUUCGAGAUUUUCUAGCAACCAACGUUCAAAAGUUACAAAAGUAUAUUCUCCCUACUCUCGACGCUACAGCAAUUGGAAAUCCAACAUUCGAUGUUGAAAAUUUUUCUGACAUUACAAAUGAUAAAGUCCAAACGUUCGUCACGAAAUUGCAUGAAGUCGUGCUAAAUGGUGUCCAGGUGAUAGGCACCGACGAAACUUUCACUGAUACGCUUGUGGAUAAUCUACUUCGUAUUACUAAGCUGGAUUGCUUUCCCUUAAUGAUUAGAAAUCACCCGCUAAACAAACUAUACAUUGACGGUGAGCCUAUGGUGUCUUCGAACCCCGAAUUUGUAGUAAGGAAGAAAGUUGGCAAGAAAAAACUUGCUAUGCUUGUGAUAGGGGACAAACAUCUGAACAAUGUUACGUCAGCUAAUGGAUAUGGAGAACCGCAGAUCGCUGUAGAAAUUCUUGCUUGCGGUAGUGAGAAUUUACGUUCCCUUGGUGGAGAGAGACCUACAGAUCAGAAAAUAUUGGCCAUGCGUGUAAUCUCUACAUACGUUACUUUUUAUAAAGCUGUGAUUCCUGCAAAAUAUUGGGAGGCGCUUGAAAAGGGUUUACCAAAAGACCAGUCCUUAAAAAUUCAAAGAUGGCCUGCUAGGAAUGAAUUGACGUCUGGUUUUAAUCUUGCUCAACCGAACGGAAGACGAGUGGUGUUGAUAGCGUUAGCCAAAAUUCGUGAAUCACUUUUACAAGAAGUGGAAAGGGAAUGA
Paraglomus occultum is the source of this 1041-nucleotide messenger RNA. The record is from the annotation of a GenBank genome assembly. NCBI's taxonomy places the organism in Eukaryota, Fungi, Glomeromycota, Glomeromycetes, Paraglomerales, Paraglomeraceae.